CUUAAUAGUAUCACGGGCGUUUACAGUAGUGUCAAUUUUAGCCCUCAAGACGAGGAACGUAGUGUGAUUAGUUACAUCGCCACAUAUACGAACAAUAUUUUUAACAAUCGGGAUAUUAACUUUAUACUCUUAUUGGCUGUAUUUCAAAGCCAAAUAUGCUUACGUUGCUGGCGUGUUACUGUAUACUGUUGGUACAUUCCACAUUUGGUCAAGAUUGUCCCAGAGACGAGGCAGCAUUGCUGGCUACAGGACGAGGAUGCUCUCCUCAGCUAUGCGAAGAGACAGGCUUGUGCGAUAAUGUUCGAAGAGAGUGCGUUUGUGACGGUAUCUGCGGAAAGACGUGCAUAUUAACACAGAGAACAGAAUAUUGUGCAGAGCUCAACACAACCGCCAUUCUGACCGUCACUAUUACCCCGAGACCCAUAGUGUUCGGGGCUUCCGCCACGUAUUCUUGCUCCACCGGUUACAUGUUGUCAGACGAAGGUGACCCUGUGCGCCAUUGUCAAGGAGAUCGCCAAUGGAGCGGUACAGCCCCAACUUGUGUUGAUGCUGUGACAUGUGACGAACUUGUGGAUGACAAUGACCUGUUUGUUGAUGUGGAGCCUUCGUCUAGGAUUAUUGGGGCUGUUGCAAUGUAUUCCUGUCGUGAUGGAUAUCGUCUCUCAAACCAGACUCUUGCAAAAAGAACUUGUCAACCAGAUGGAAAUUGGUCCGGCACCGUUCCAACAUGCAUUCGCAUAGAUGAUUACGAAUGCGGUAGGCCUAUUUUUCAAGAUUACAGGAUAGUUGGUGGUGAUCUCGUUCGAAGAGGGUCAAUUCCAUGGGCCGUGUCCUUUACACAGCUACCAUUCAAUGACCACUUCUGUGGAGGCGCCUUGCUGGACCAAAGAUGGAUACUCACUGCAGGCCACUGCGUAUAUCAGUACGUUGACAACCCUACCGGUCUAAAUGUUCGACUUGGGAAGCAUGAUAGGGAGAUCGUCGAAUCGCACGAGCAGACCUUUGGAAUUGAGCGUGUUUUUUUACAUCCAGAUUUUGAACUGGAUACACUUUUCAAUGAUAUCGCACUAGUACGUCUUGACAGGGAUGCCAUUUAUACGAAUCAUGUUAUCCCAGAUAGAGGUAACAUUUUUACCGUUGCUGGAUGGGGAAGAAUUAGAGAGGGUGGGACACUGUCAAAAUUUCUUAAGAAGGUAGAGUUACCUGUUGUUGGUCAGACGGUGUGCCGUCGAGCUCAUACAGACACUGUCACCGACAACAUGUUUUGUUUGGGAGGGAAUGAGGGUGAAGAUGCAUGUAACGGCGAUAGCGGUGGCCCAGUAACGUACCUGGACCCAGAGACCGGUGAAUGGAAGCUGGUAGGUCUGGUCAGCUGGGGAGUUGGAUGUGCUCGAGAGGGCGUCCCGGGUGUCUAUGUGCGGAUUUAUCGUCAUCACGACUGGAUGCAAAGCAUCCUGCAAUAUUAUUUUGAACCAACAACUCCAGUCGUAACGUACACAAUGCCUGUUAUAAUACAAAGUUGUACAAUACCAGAAGUAAACGACGGAGCCUUUUACGCUUAUGGUCAACUGGGUAGUAGUCCACUUGCCCCGGGAAGCUCAUUUAAUCAUGAUUACCGCGUGCAGCUCAUAUGUGAUGACGAUCACGUGUUGGGAGAUGGAUCAGGAGAGAUAACCAGGGAAAGUAUCUGUGUAGACGGUAAAUGGUCUCUUUCACCAUUCCCAAAUUGUGUACUGAUUGACAGAGAAAUGAGCUGCAGUCGACCGAACGAUGUUGCUGGUGUCGUCAUUCUGAUCAUAGGGGACGUCCCUCUUACGUCAUCACAGCAGCAGGUUUUCCAGGAGGGGUACGAAAUCAAAAUCUCGUGUGAGGAUGAGGCUCAGUUUCAUCUCAUUACUGAGAGCAUGCGUACGUGUGCCCAAGGACAGUGGUUGGGGCAAGAACCGAUGUGUGUGGUUUUGUGUCCUGUCUUGGUUGCCCCUGUCAAUGGUGAAAUAAUAGGGACGGAUUUUUAUCUGGAUCAAGUUGUUAAUUUUACAUGUGAUCUGGGAUACGACAUAAAAGGCAGCAGUGAAAGAACAUGUCAAGCAAAUCGAGAGUGGACUGGAACGGAGACAACAUGCGAACUUGUCACGUGUCCAGCACUUGCUCCACCGACGGACGGAUCCAUAGUUACUCCAGCAUCUUCAUAUGAUGAAGUCAUUGAGUUUGCCUGUAACAUUGGGUACAUUCUUGGAGGAAGUCAACAGAGAACGUGCCAACAGGACGGACAGUGGUCAGGAGAACCAACAACUUGUGUUCCUGUCACGUGUCCAGCACUUUCUCCACCGACAGACGGAUCCAUAGUUACUCCAGCGUCUUUCUAUAAUGAAGUAAUUGAGUUCGCUUGUAACAUUGGUUACAUCCUUGGGGGAAGUCAACAAAGAACGUGCCAACAGGACGGGCAGUGGUCCGGAGAACCAACAACUUGUGUUCCUGUAACGUGUCCAGCACUUUCUCCACCAACGGACGGAUCAAUAGUUUCUCCAGCGGCUUUCUAUAAUGAAGUCAUUGAGUUCGCUUGUAACAUUGGUUACAUCCUUGGGGGAAGUCAACAGAGAACUUGCCAACAGGACGGACAGUGGUCCGGAGAACCAACAACUUGUGUUCUUGUCACGUGUCCAGUACUUUCUCCACCAACGGACGGAUCCAUAGUUACUCCAGCAUCUUUCUAUAAUGAAGUCAUUGAGUUCGCUUGUAACAUUGGUUACAUCCUUGGGGGAAGUCAACAAAGAACGUGUCAACAAGAUGGGCAGUGGUCCGGAGAACCAACAACUUGUGUUCUUGUCACGUGUCCAGCACUUUCCCCACCAACGGACGGAUCCAUAGUUACUUCAGCAUCUUUCUAUAAUGAAGUCAUUGAGUUCGCUUGUAACAUUGGUUACAUCCUUGGGGGAAGUCAACAAAGAACGUGCCAACAGGACGGGCAGUGGUCCGGAGAACCAACAACUUGUGUUCCUGUCACGUGUCCAGCACUUUCUCCACCGACAGACGGAUCCAUAGUUACUCCAGCCUCUUUCUAUAAUGAAGUCAUUGAGUUCGCUUGUAACAUUGGUUACAUCAUUGGGGGAAGUCAGCAAAGAACGUGUCAACAAGACGGACAGUGGUCCGGAGAACCAACAACUUGUGUUCCUGUCAUGUGUCCAGCCCUUUCUCCACCGACAGACGGAUCCAUAGUUACUCCAGCGUCUUUCUAUAAUGAAGUAAUUGAGUUCGCUUGUAACAUUGGGUACAUCCUUGGGGGAAGUCAACAAAGAACGUGCCAACUGGACGGACAGUGGUCCGGAGAACCAACAACGUGUGUUCCUAUCACAUGUCCAACACUUGCUCCACCAACGGACGGAUCCGUAGUUACUGAAGCGUCUUCAUAUAAUGAAGUAAUUGAGUUCGCUUGUAACAUUGGGUACAUGCUUGGAGGAAGUCAACAAAGAACGUGUCAACAAGACGGACAGUGGUCCGGAGAACCAACAACUUGUGUUCUUAUCACGUGUCCACCACUUACUCCACCAACGGACGGAUCCAUAGCUUUGUCACGUGUCCAGCACUUGCUCCACCGACGGACGGAUCCAUAG
This is a messenger RNA of Anneissia japonica, 3611 nucleotides long. Its product is annotated as sushi, von Willebrand factor type A, EGF and pentraxin domain-containing protein 1-like. The coding region runs from base 156 to 3611 and encodes 1151 amino acids. Gene Ontology annotation, molecular function: serine-type endopeptidase activity. Gene Ontology annotation, biological process: proteolysis. The record is from RefSeq and is a predicted model, not a curated record. Lineage: Eukaryota; Metazoa; Echinodermata; Crinoidea; Comatulida; Comatulidae. The transcript is spliced from 21 exons.